Molecule: messenger RNA, 435 nt
Organism: Oppiella nova
Lineage: Eukaryota; Metazoa; Arthropoda; Arachnida; Sarcoptiformes; Oppiidae
Source: the annotation of a GenBank genome assembly
CACGACAACGGGAAAGUAGUUUGGAAUCCACCGGCAAUUUAUAAAAGUUCGUGUAAUAUAGAUAUCAAUUACUUCCCAUUUGAUCAGCAGGAAUGCUUUAUGAAAUUCGGGAGCUGGACAUACGAUGGCGAUAAAGUGGAUCUAAAACAUAUGAAUACAAUUGAUACGAUAGACUCAGAUGCAGAGAGUGUUGUUGAUUAUGGCAUGGAUUUAUCGGAAUUCUAUAUCAAUGUCGAGUGGGAUAUCAUGACAGUGCCGGCCAUGAAGAGGAUUAAGUAUUAUAGCUGUUGUCCCGAACCCUAUAUUGACGUCACUUUCAAUAUUACUCUCCGAAGAAAGACAUUGUUUUAUACGGUAAAUCUCAUCAUUCCUUGUGUCGGCAUAUCAUGUCUUUCAGUACUCGUCUUUUAUUUGCCCUCAGAUUCCGGAGAAAAG